UUGUCAAAUUUGUAUUGCUCCUGAGUGACGUUUACAUACUACAAUUAUAUUUAUAAUAUUUAACAAAAAAAGAAAGUUUAUAUAUAUACAUCACUUGUUUUUCCUUAUUAAUGAAAUUAUAGAAAAUUAUUCUUUAUUAUGAAAUGAGUUAGUAGCUUAGUAGUGUUAUUGGCUUAAUGUGAGAAUUAAAAUAAAUUUUACAUAUUAAAGACGGAAAAACCUGAAAAAUGAUCCAUAGUUUGUUUAUAAUAAAUCCUUCUGGUGAUGUAUUUCUUGAAAAACACUGGCGGAGCGUUAUUCCAAGAUCAGUAUGUGAUUAUUAUUUAGAAGCUCAAAGAGCUUCACCUAACGAUGUACCACCUGUUCUUGCUGCUCCCCAUCAUUACCUGAUAUCCAUACAGCGAGGAGGUGUUGCUCUUGUAGCAGUUAGUAAACAAGAGGUUGCCCCUCUUUUUGUCAUUGAAUUUCUGCAUAGAGUUGUAGAUACAUUCCAGGACUAUUUCUCUGAUUGCACGGAGACUAUUAUAAAAGAAAAUUAUGUUGUUGUGUACGAGCUUCUUGAUGAAAUGUUGGACAAUGGCUUUCCAUUGGCGACAGAAAGUAAUAUUCUGAAAGAAUUAAUAAAGCCGCCUAACAUUUUGAGAACAAUUGCUAACACUGUUACUGGUAAAUCAAAUGUUUCAUCAACACUGCCUUCUGGUCAGCUAUCAAAUGUUCCCUGGAGAAGGUCAGGUGUUAAGUAUGCUAAUAAUGAAGCAUAUUUUGAUGUAAUUGAAGAAGUAGAUGCCAUAAUUGACAAAAGUGGUGCAACAGUUUCAGCUGAAAUACAGGGUUAUAUUGAUUGCUGCAUCAAGCUAAGUGGUAUGCCAGAUUUAACACUCACGUUUGUGAACCCGCGUCUCUUUGAUGACGUUUCAUUUCAUCCAUGUGUUAGAUUUAAGCGGUGGGAGUCUGAAAGGAUAUUAUCUUUUAUACCACCUGACGGUAACUUCCGUCUGAUGUCUUACCAUAUUGGAUCACAGAGCGUUGUUGCGAUUCCUAUUUAUGUUAGACAUAACCUUACGUUAAGGAAUAAUGGUGACCAAGGACGAUUAGAUCUGACUGUUGGACCGAAGCAGACCAUGGGAAGAACAUUAGAAAAUGUCGCAUUAGAAAUCUGUAUGCCGAAAUGUGUUCUUAAUUGUUCCCUGACUGCGAACCAGGGUAAAUAUUCUUACGAUCCUGUCAGUAAAGUUCUGCUCUGGGAUAUAGGGCGUAUUGAGCUACCAAAACUGCCCAAUAUACGAGGAAGUGUAUCUGUGGCUUCUGGUGCAGACACGUCCGGCGCCAAUCCAAGCAUCAACGUUCACUUCACAAUACCUCAGCUGGCGGUCAGUGGGCUCAGAGUGAGCCGGCUGGACAUGUACGGCGCUAAAUAUAAACCUUUUAAGGGUGUUAAAUACGUCACAAAGGCUGGCAAGUUCCAUGUGAGAAUGUGAGAGUAAAUGAUCGAUGUAAUUGUUAUACAUAUAUAUAUCAAUAUUUUAAGCAAUUAAACUAUAUGUAUUCUGUUAUUUUGCUUUAUUUCACUUAUUAUUAUUAGACACUAUUUAGUUUUUUUUUUUUAAAUAAGAUAAUUACUGAAAAUACCCGUGAUUGAAAAGGAAAAAGAUACCUUGUUAAGUUUUUGUUUUAAUUUAAUAUAAACUUAUGAAAGUAAAAGCACAAACGAGAUUUGAUAUAAAACUAAGCCAAUAACAUUAAAAAUUUAAUUUGUUUUUGUUUUGUUAAACACCAACUUGUAUAAAAUGUUUUUAAUUCAUAUUGUUAUAAGUAUCAUUCACGGUUUGUUAGUUUUGAGGUGUUAAAUGGAACUAUUGUUAAAAAUGUUGAUGAUUGUUGAUAACAUUAGAUUAAUUGAAACAAUGUAUUUCGAUCUGAGUAUAGUUAACGUAGUUUUUUUCUUAAGUUGGUAAUGUAAUAAUAAAAGUUUAUAUUCAAUAAAAUAUUAACAAAACGCUUUUGUUUUUGUAAA
Messenger RNA from Nymphalis io (European peacock), 2014 nucleotides. It is a transcript of the gene carmine, whose product is annotated as AP-3 complex subunit mu-1. NCBI's taxonomy places the organism in Eukaryota, Metazoa, Arthropoda, Insecta, Lepidoptera, Nymphalidae. Bases 228 to 1478 code for a protein of 416 amino acids. The record is from RefSeq and is a predicted model, not a curated record. The transcript is spliced from 10 exons. Gene Ontology annotation, cellular component: clathrin adaptor complex; cytoplasmic vesicle. Gene Ontology annotation, biological process: endocytosis; intracellular protein transport.